GCGAAGAGGAAGGACAACCUUAGUCACCGAUGAGCCGGGAUAAUUGACGGGUUUGGGGGAGUAGGUAGUUUGGGAGGGGUCUGACUGCCUUAGUGCGAGAUGACGACUGCCGCUCUUCGCACUCGCUAACACGGACAAACUCGCAGGCCCAACGGCGGCGUAGCGGAGGACCGCCGACGUGGUCCAGGGACGCGGCCGAGUGGGAUGGAUGAUUGGAUUCUUGGAGGAUCGCGGAGGGACGGCGAAUUCCACAUGAGCCACAUGCGUCAACGCAAAACGCUCCCGGCCCAAGGGCCCCAAACGUCACCAGUGCACCACCACCUGCUAUGCUGAUGUUUGCGCUAAGGGUCUUGGUGGUCUUUUCGGAUUCGCUUGGGGUUUUAGUCGCAUUUACGAACUGUCGUCUUGUCUUUGGUGGCAGGCUUGCACGUGGCUACCUCUUGAUUAUUGUGGCUACGUCGUGUACCUUACCUACUAGGUCCUUGCUGCACCAAGUAGUACUGUCCAUUGUCUUGUUGCAGAUUGCUGUCAGCAUGACUAUCUGCGUGUCAAAAAGCCAUGACAAUUAGAACAUACAGCAAAACUACCUUUCACAACGUCGUCGGAAGGAGCGAUAAGAGUUAGUACCUACCAUAUUUGUACUGCUUGUAAAGCGUUGUCGCAAACAGUUUGAGGUUCAGAGAAACGAAUACAUUGGAUUUGAGUACACAAAAGAG
Molecule: messenger RNA, 716 nt
Organism: Colletotrichum godetiae
Lineage: Eukaryota; Fungi; Ascomycota; Sordariomycetes; Glomerellales; Glomerellaceae
Exons: 1
Coding region: 327-569 (80 amino acids)
Source: RefSeq, a predicted model, not a curated record